This is a messenger RNA of Penicillium cinerascens, 261 nucleotides long. RefSeq lists its product as uncharacterized. The record is from RefSeq and is a predicted model, not a curated record. Bases 1 to 261 code for a protein of 86 amino acids. The transcript has a single exon. NCBI's taxonomy places the organism in Eukaryota, Fungi, Ascomycota, Eurotiomycetes, Eurotiales, Aspergillaceae.
AUGGGCCGAAAGCGCAAGACCAAGAAGGCACCCGCCACUGCCCUUGAGACAGGGGAUGCCGCUCCGCUCUCUGCUGAGACCUCAACCCCCGCCAAAAACCGUGCUGAAUCGCCCAAAAAGGCGGAGCCCUCACGCGUGGAACCCAAAGCUGAAUCUAUCAAGAAGGUGAAGGUCAAGGAGCCAAUGGUGGAAGAGAACAAGGCACCCUCCGAGGCACCCUCUGUGGGCGACGAGCCCGCUGAGCCCAAGACCCCCCCCUGA